GACUGCUUGCCACCCAGCGGAUCUGGGAGACCCAGCCUGGGACUGCAGGAGAGGCUUCGGCAACUGCGGCCGGUCACGAGCAGGAAGAAGAUUCUUCCGUGUCCUUCCUAGCCAGCUCCAGGAGGCUGAUCAGCGAGGGAUGGAAGAAACGGUUGUGCUUGCCUAGAAGGUACGAGGCCCUGGUUUCCACUUCUACCACCACAUCAACCACACAUGGUGGCUCAUGAUCAUAACCAGAAUGCUUGGGAGGCAAGAAGUUCAUGGUCACCCUCUGCUACAGAGCCAGAAGAGGGCACCAGACCUCAUUACAGAUGGUUGUGAGCCACCAUGUGGUGGCUUACCAUGUGGUGGCCGGGAAUUGAACUCAGGACCUUUGGAAGAGCAGGCAAUGCUCUUAACCACUGAGCCAUCUCUCCAGCCCCCAACACCACUGGAUCUGUAGCUGGAGGAAAGGAACAAGCUCACUGAAGGCAUCCCAUGGAGAGCGAGCAGAGGGUUGCCAAGGAUGCAGUCCUGGAGGAUUCCAUUCUUCAGAGGUUGGGAGGAAGAGGAAGCACUUUAGAGGCCAGCAGGCCCAACCAAGGAGGCAAGAAGCUGAAGGAGAAGGAUGCUCAGGAGCCACUGGGAACCAAGGGUUUCAAGAAAGGAAGAAAGGAAGAAAGAAAGAAAGAAGAAAAAAACAGCCUGAGAUGCUUCAGGAGGUUGGAAUAGGUUUCUAGACUUGUCCCUGUGGAGGAGGUGACUUUGACUAGGCCAACUUCAGGGGGACAAAUGGUAAAAGUUAAAAAGUGAGGCACUGAGAGAUGUCUCAGAGGUUAAGAGCACUGGUUGCUUUUGCAGAGGAUCCAGAUUCAGGUCCCAGCACCCACAUGAUAACUCACAAGCAUCUGUAAUUCAGUUCCUGAUGAUCUGAUGCCCUCUUCUGGCAUUUGUGGGUACUGCACACACAUGGUGUACAGACACACAUGCAGAUACCCAUAUACAUAAAAUAAAUAUUAAGAAAAGAAUGAAAGAGUGAGAGGAAGCUCUGCAUGGAAAUGCACCCUUGCAAUCUAGAAUGCAGGAGAUGGAGGCAGGAGAAUCCUCAGACACUUAAGGCCUAGCCAGCCUGGAAUACACAGUGGCAAAUAAAACACUCUUUCAAGCAAGGUGGAAGGGAGGGGGCACUCUGGAGUUUCCGACCUUCACAUGUGCACUGUAUCAUGUGUGUAUACCAAUAUUCACACACACAAACAUAUUCAUACAUACAUCACACACAUACACAAAUAUGUGCAAACACAUAUCACACAGAGAUUUUAAAAAUGAAGUUGAUGAAAUAAAAUCCCUUCAAAGUUGGGUAUCUGCCACAAAUCAUGACCAAGGCUCUGUAUGGUUGGGGUCAGUGUGUGCACUCAGAUGUCACCUCAUCAUGCCUCCUUUUCCAGGAGCUGGGUCCAUUCUUUACCCACAGAGACCCAACAAGGAGAGAUGCCUGGAGCUCCCCCACAGAUAGGAGACCCUCCUCCUCUUCACCACAGUCUUUGCCCUUAUCUUGUCCAUGCCAGUCUGCUGACCGCUCUCAGGACGCCUGACUGCCCGAUCUCUGAUGUCACUGUUACCGUACUGGUGUCUUUGUCAUCUUAGAAGGGGGGAGGUGGAUCCUGAUGACUGGGUUUGAUCACAGCUGUCCCCAUAAGGACUCCUUUACACUGCUCUCCCUUCCGUUCCCGCAAUGGGUCCUUCUCUAUGCUCUGAAAGUCUGGGGAUGUUUACAGCUCUUUGGAUCUGCAACCUCCCAGGUUUACAUGUCCAUAUUUUCAUAAAUAGUCCCCUUCUCCUAAAUUCAUGUGACUCAGAACCUCAGAAUGAAAACUUGGGGAAAGUCUUGGCGGAUGUAAUCAUCUGAGUUAAGACAAAGUCAUACUGAUUUAUGGUGGCCCUAACUCCAGGCACUCCGGGAAGAUCAUCUAAACACCACGUGGUGGUGGUGGGGCAGAGUUUGGAGUAAAUCUGUGUCUUAGUUUCCUGUUGCUGUGAUGGGAACAUACCCUGACAACAACACUUAAGGGAGGAAGGGUGUAUUUGGCUUGUCAUUUAUCAUGGCGGGGAAAUAAAGUCGGUGGGUACUUGGAGCAGCUAGUCACACAUCUGUAGUUGAGAGCAAUGAAUUCAUGCAUACAUGCAGUGCUCACCUGACUCUGCACUCUUCUCUUCUGCAGAAACCCCUUUCCUAGGGACUGGUGCCACCACACUGGACAGUCUUGCCACUGACAUGGCCAGAAGCCUGCCUCCAAGAGAGAAGAGAAUGUUCUUGGGAAAGGCGGAGAACGAGUCUGAAGUCAGGAAAGCUCGACUCUACAAGGGAUUGAGGUGGAAGACCCAGACCCAGGGGACCCAGGGUGCCCAGCAUUCCCAAUCACCGGAGAAUGAACUCUGCCCCUCCAAGGAGCACACCUCUAAGGUCUGCCUGUGCGGGUGCAGCUUGCGGAAGAAAGCUGUGCUCCACCCUAGGCCAGACGCAGCCCCAUUUCCGGCCUCUCGGGUGCUGCCCAGCUUGUCAGCAGAGAGGAAGCCACCGGCUCCCCAGAUGAUGGUCCUCCCGACUCAGCUCUCCCACAACUCCCCGAAGUGGAAAGCUGGGGGCAAGUCCCCGCUUCUGUCUUGGCGUGACCCGGUGCCCCUGCGCCAGCUGGUGCCGAUGUCGAUGAGCGUGUGGCCCAAAGGCUUCAUUGACCCACUCCCUAAACCUUUGCCAGAGCAGUCUCUGAGCACCUUUAUCCACAUCGAAGGGGUUCACAUCCCCAGGGCAGGGUCCCCAGUGAUAUCACUGGUGGAAGAACCCGAGUCAUCUCUGCCAACUUUACUCAAAUGAAUGUGUAUGGUCAGUUAUGAUUGCUCCUGUCUACUGUAAGCGGGUAAAGCUGUUUUUCUAUUUUAACUGAGAAAUAUAUCUAUAUCUUCAUUGUAAAUCCAGUUGGGACUCCCAGAAUUCUGUAGUACAUAGUGUGUCUUUCAAAAUAUUUUUUUAUUUUAUCUUUAUGUAUAUGUGUGUGUGUGCCUGAUCAUAAGUGUAAUAAGUUGGUAAAGGUGCCUGUGGAGGUCUGAGAGGGUGCUCGAUUGAAUUGGAGUUCAAGGUAGUUGUGAAUUGUCCAGUGUAGGUCAAGAGCAGCGAGCACUCCUAACCAUCAGGACAGGGACUCAGACAGCCCAGAGGGACCUUGCAUUUGGUAUGUAGCUGAAGCUGGCCAUGAACUAUUGAGACUCUGGCUUUCUGCUCCUAAUUGCUGGGAUUGUAGGCAUGCGUUGUCACACCCGGGGAUGACCUCCAGUUGACAAUCCUUCAGUCAUGGCUGCCCACUCUGUCCACAGUGGGUGAUGUUUCCCUAUUGUCCAGGUUCUAGUAGGACAUGGACUCAGGCACACUUCAGUUCACUUUUCACAAACCAGCGUACUGGGAUUUUGUUGGGAAUUGUGUUGAAUUUGUGGAUGUAUAUAGAGAACUGAGAUUAUGAAAUGAGUUGUUCUGCCUGUAACGUAGUGUGACUCCCUUUACCUGUGGGCCAGUGCCUCCCUUCCUGAGAGGAUGCCUGGGUAACAAAAAUAACAGAAACUGGGACUGAGGUAUUUAGAUCUUUCAAUUUUCUUGCCGUUUUACCAUUGCAGUGUAAAAGCUUUAAGUGUUUAUUUUAUCUCCCUCCCUCCCUUCCUUCUUUCUUUUUUUCCUUUCACCCACCUCCUCCUUUUACUCUUCCUCAUCUGUUUUGGGACAGGGCUUAAUGUAGUCCAGGCACCCUUGAAUUUGCUAAGUAGCUGAGGAUGGCCUUGA
Messenger RNA from Alexandromys fortis (reed vole), 3805 nucleotides. RefSeq lists its product as uncharacterized. NCBI's taxonomy places the organism in Eukaryota, Metazoa, Chordata, Mammalia, Rodentia, Cricetidae. The transcript is spliced from 6 exons. The record is from RefSeq and is a predicted model, not a curated record. The coding region runs from base 2159 to 2851 and encodes 230 amino acids.